AUGGAUGCCGGAGAACCAUCGUACACCACCAGCGACACCCCAAAUACUGAAGGAGGCUUCACCUACGGCUUAGGAUUCGUCUUCGUCGUCCUCUUCCUCCUAAUCAUUCUCUCUUAUGCUUCUUACAUCUAUAACCGCAGCAGGCGCUCUCAAUCACAGCUGCCACCCAUGAUCACCUCUUUCGACACCACCACCGACUCCGACUACGACGAAUAUCACUUUAUAAGACUCUCUCAAGGUCUUGACGAAUACGUCCUGGCGACUUUCCCGACGUUUCUAUACUCUGAGGUCGUGAUGCUUCUCAACGGCGAGACUAACACGUCGAACCAUGCUGAUGAUUGUGGCUCUGCAGGCUGCUCUGUUUGCUUGGAGGAUUAUAAACCAGCGGAUGUCAUCCGGUUGUUGCCGGAAUGUGGUCACAUGUUUCAUGUAAGUUGUGUAGAUACGUGGUUAAGGGUUCAUCCUACUUGCCCGGUGUGCCGGAACUCGCCAUUGCCGACCCCGAUGGAUUUGACUUGA
Molecule: messenger RNA, 519 nt
Organism: Lactuca virosa
Lineage: Eukaryota; Viridiplantae; Streptophyta; Magnoliopsida; Asterales; Asteraceae
Source: the annotation of a GenBank genome assembly